CCUGGCCGGUACGCCGCCGGGGCGAGCGUCUGGAUCGUUACAGCGAUCGUGCUCGCGGCCUUCGACAUAGAGCUCAUAGUAGGUGGAAAUGGAAAACCAGUGUAUCCGGUGCCAGAAUCUGGGGGCAAUUUCAUAUCGAGCGUGCAGUUCUUUCGUUGUUCCUCUCGUUUAGGAGUGGAGGUUCAAUGA
Molecule: messenger RNA, 189 nt
Organism: Phanerochaete carnosa HHB-10118-sp
Lineage: Eukaryota; Fungi; Basidiomycota; Agaricomycetes; Polyporales; Phanerochaetaceae
Exons: 1
Source: RefSeq, a predicted model, not a curated record